Molecule: messenger RNA, 5052 nt
Organism: Nerophis lumbriciformis (worm pipefish)
Lineage: Eukaryota; Metazoa; Chordata; Actinopteri; Syngnathiformes; Syngnathidae
Product: brevican core protein-like
Biological process (GO): positive regulation of neuroblast proliferation; central nervous system development; skeletal system development
Cellular component (GO): perineuronal net; synapse
Molecular function (GO): hyaluronic acid binding
Source: RefSeq, a predicted model, not a curated record
GUGGGUUAGACACAUCAAGAAGCGGCUCCCUCCAGAAGCUGCAGAGCGCUGCAACCAGAGACUCUUUUUGCCCCCAAGAGGAUCAGUCGCACUGCAGCAAAGACACAAGUGGACACUUUUCAACAAGAUGCUGCUUCAAAGAGUCAGACUUGUCCUUCUCCUUAGUGUGGUUUGUCACUUGACUCGAGCCUUUCCCACCCAAAUGCCAUCUGCAUAUGACGACAUCCCUUCUCUCCAGGUGAACAUUUCCCACUCCGGCGUCCUUUUCGCCCCACUGGGCCGAUCCGUCGUCAUCCCCUGCUUGGCGUCCUCCACACCCAGAAUGCUGCCACGGGUGAAAUGGACGCUGUUGUCCGGCGGGCAGGAGACACAAAUCUUAGUGGCGCGAGGCGACAGGGUGAAAGUAAACGAGGCGUACCUAGGUCGUGUGGCUUUGCUCAACGACUCGUCCUCCCCCGGGGAUGUGUCGCUACGCAUCUCAAAUUUACGCUCCAGUGACUCGGGUCACUAUCGUUGUGAGGUGCAGCAGGGCCUGGAAGACGCCAGUGAUCUUGUCCAACUCAAGGUCAAAGGUGUUGUAUUCCACUACAGGGAUGCCACGGAUCGAUAUUUCCUCUCAUUUCAUCAGGCCAAGGCAGCUUGCAAGGCCAUUGGGGCACAAAUUGCAAAUGGGAGCCAGCUUUGGGCGGCCUAUUUUGAUGGUUAUGAGCAGUGUGACGCAGGCUGGAUAGAAGACCAGACGGUCAGGUACCCCAUCCAAAACCCUCGUGAAGCUUGCUAUGGGGACAUGGACGGGCAGCCCGGAGUGAGAAGCUAUGGACUAAUGAAUGCAGAGGAUCGUUAUGAUGUGUAUUGUUAUGUAGAACAAAUGGAUGGGGAGGUGUUUCAUGACCCCGUGCCACAGCAGCUGUCCUUUAAGGGGGCCCAGUCGUACUGCAGAGCUGCAGGGGCACAGUUGGCCUCAACGGCGCAGCUUUACGUGGCAUGGAGUGAAGGUCUGGACCACUGCAGCCCCGGCUGGCUGUCUGACGGCAGCGUGCGCUACCCUAUCAGGACCCCAAGAGAGCGAUGCGGAGGGUCUCUGGCAGGCGUCAAGACCCUGUAUCGCUUCAGUAACCAGACUGUCUUCCCAGAACCGUCCAGACUUUUUGACGUAUUUUGUUUUAAAGGUACAGAUGAUGGAAAGGAUUUCACUGUAGACAGCACCACCGAUGAGCCCAGGAGCCUGGAACAAGAUGUUGUCAUUCUGAAAGCAGAAGAGAGCGUACUACUGCUCGGCCAAAUCUCAGAGCAAGUAGAACGAGAGGCUCAGAGUGUGCUUGAAACUAUCCCCCUCUAUCCUCCAGAAAAAGAAAUUGACAUAAAUGAGCACACAUUUCUGUCCGACAAUUCAGAGAAUCCCUUAAGCACCACGGUUACUUCAGAUUUCCUAGGACCUCUUGACAGGACUUCAUCUUCGACAGAAACCUAUGACUAUGACUCUCAAAGUACAACAGGACUGAUAAACGGUACUACCCAAAGCACGGAUUCCUACCAGAACUUCACUGAAGUAGAAAACACAACAAGGCUUCCUAAGUUUAAUGGCACUUAUCUUCAUAACCUGCCAGAACCAGACACUAUGGCCAAAGGGCGCACACCGUCAUUAAACAGGGGAAAAGAACAACUGGAAACCAACUUAUAUUUUAACAGUACCGAGACUCAAGAUGAAAUCCUGCAAGCUCCCCCUGUCACUCAAACGGUGAAACAAGUGGAGAAAAGAGACCCUGCAUCACAAACGACUGAACCCCCUGCAGAUCUGACAUCUUUAUGGAUCCCAAUGAGCGGCUCUGGGGAUACUUCUCAAGAAAGUCGUCAGGAAGUGACUGUUUUCAAGCUAGUCUCAAAGUCAACCACCCACCAGACGCCCCCUGUGUCAACCGGCAGUGCUACUCCAAAGUCGUUCACAUCUGUCGCAGAUCCAACUUUCACAUCUAGAUCCAGGCAUUCUCACACUCUUGGCUCAGAUAAUCUCUUAAAGUCCAUUUCUACGCUCACAGAGGGAAGCACAAGCUUAGAAAUUGAAGACAGCUUGGAUAGCGUUGAAAGGCAGCUUCUUCCAACUCGGGCUAUCCGUUUUAAAGCAACCUCGUCUACCACUCAAUAUCAGGAGAGGCCUACUGAAUCCAUCACAGCACUCUACCAGCCAUCUGGUCACAGAGCGCUUUUUGACGUAUCUACCACCAGUUAUGAAGAAACAAGUGGACUUGAACCUGAUAUGAUCACAGCACAAACCAGCGAUCAUGUUACAUUUAACUCAACCGUCAAGGAGAAGGUUGUCGAGGAUACUACAGGGACUCCGGCCAUUGAAGAAGUUAAGGUUGUUCACAUGUUUGCACAGAAUUUUAGACCCAACAAGGCUUUUGGUAAGGAAGAAGAGAAACACCGUAACGCAGCUGCAAACUCCAAAGAAGUAACGACAAUGUUUGACGAGGAGGCUAAUGCUACUCGAAACCCAAGUGGGUCUAUCGCAUCAAUGAAAUUUAUAGAAAGUGAUGCUACUGUAAAUCAAAAAGAAGUAGCAACUACAACAACACCAAUAUUUGAAGGAACUGAAAGUACACCAAAAUUUGAAGAGAUUUUUAAUGAUUCGCUAACCCACAGAGAAGUUAAUGUCACACUAUCAUUUAAAGAGGCUACAGCUACUUUAGACCCAAAAGCAGAACCUACAGUAGCACCUACGACUAUAUUGCUAACGCCCGAAGAAAGAUUUGACAUUACCCCUAUAUUCGAAGAAGAAGCUAAAGCAAUACAAAGUCUUGAAAAAGUAGCUAAAGGAACCCAAAGACUUGAAGAGGAAGCUAAUGUCACUGCUAACUCUGAAGAGGUAGAUACAAUAACACCAGUAAAUGAAGAGGAGCCUAAAACUACGCUAAACCUUGAUAAAGUAGGUCAAGUAACACUAAGAUUUGAAGAAGUAACUAAUGCUACCACUAACUCUGAAGAAGUAGGUACCAUACCAACAUAUGAAGAGGAGGCUGAAGCUAUACCAAACCUUGAUAAGGUAUCUGAAGUAACACUAAGGUUUGAAGACGCUGCUAAUGCUAGCGCUAGCUCAGAAGAGGUAGGUACCCCGACACCAGCAUAUGAAGAGGAGUCCAAAGCUAUGCUAAAUCUUCACAGAGUAACGCAAAGAUUUGAAGAGGAGGCAAAUGUUACCCCUAACACUGAAGAGGUAGGUACCUUAACACCAGCUCAUGAAGAGAAGGCUACAGCUAAGCUAAAUCAUGAUAAAGUAGCUAAAAUAACGUUAAGAUUUGAAGAGGCAGCUAAUGUUACCGCUAACUCUGAUGAGAUAGAAACCACAACGCCAAUUUAUGAAGAGGAGGUCACAACAUUUCCUGAAAAAGAAGCUGAAAUGAUCCCAUUCUCUGUACAUUUUGUUACUCCAACCGUUCAAGAGAAAGUAAUCACAAGUUACGAGGUGGAAGCUAGCGCCACCCCCACAUUUAGCGAGGACACUACAGAGGCCAACACCCCAGACGAUGACACUUCCACUGGUCUGGCGUUUGACGAGGAGAUUACCGUCUUUCCUCUAGAUCCCAAAUCAUCAAACUGGGCUCUGCUGACCACCACAACCGAACCACAAGAGUCUCAGAAGGAUCUGGAGAUUAGCGCCAAAUCCUCAUCUCUCUCAUCCACAACAGUUCCACGGUCCCUCUCAGCUGCAGAGGCCACCAAGAUGGCCGCCGUUAGAACAACAACAUGGUGGUCCAAACGCACUUGGAGCCCUACCACCGCUACACCCAAAGUCUUCCACUGGACACCGGAGCCCCAGACAGUGACAAUGAUGAAUGUUGACUUUAGCCCCACCCAGGCUCCAACCCGCCAUGUUUUGCCCAAUGAGAAGGCAGCUGUGGGCGGUAAAGUAGGAAUAGCAGAUGCUUGCGUCCAUGACCCCUGUCUCAAUGGGGGCACCUGCAUGGAACAGGACGGACAGAUCCAGUGCCUCUGUUUGCCGACUUAUGGAGGAGACCUCUGCGACAAGGACCUGCAGAACUGUGAACCAGGCUGGGACAAGUUUCACGGCUUCUGCUACCGACACUUCGGCCAGCGUCUGAGCUGGGAGGUGGCCGAGCAGCACUGCCGCAUACAGGGGGCUCAUCUGGUCUCCAUCAUGACCCCAGAGGAGCAGGACUACAUCAACAACAACUACAAAGAAUACCAAUGGACUGGCUUGAAUGAUAAGACGAUUGAGAAUGAUUUCCAGUGGUCUGAUGGCAACCCUUUGUUGUAUGAAAACUGGUACCGAGGGCAGCCUGACAGCUACUUCCUGUCCGGGGAGGAUUGCGUAGUGAUGGUGUGGCACGACGAUGGCCGCUGGAGCGACGUGCCCUGCAACUACCACCUUGCCUACACCUGCAAGAAAGGCACCUCCUCAUGUGGCCCGCCGCCUAGGGUCCGGAAUGCAUCCAUGUUCGGAAAGCCCCGUCAGCGCUACGAGACCGAUGCUGUGGUGCGUUAUCACUGCAAUCAGGCUUUCCAGCAGAAACUGAACCCUCUGAUCAGGUGUCUCCCAGGCGGUAGAUGGGAGAGGCCCCAAAUUCAGUGCUUCCCAGAGCAUGGUGGCCUGGACCCUGAAAUGACAACGUCGACUGAUGGCAAUUUAGCCGCCUUUCAAGAUGGAUUUGAAACCACCACAGAGUCACCACUUUACUGGGACAUCAAGUUUUAAAACUCCCGUACAAUCUGCUGUUUUAACUUGGCAAGGGGAAAAAUAGGCUUUUACCGAUUCAUGUUAUCUACUGUUUUCAUGUGUCAAAACGUCUUGCGUUAUGUCAAAAAGUAUGUUUUUUUUCAGAAUGGUGCUCAUAUCUUCAAUAUCACAUAUCCCACCUGCUCAAGUUUUAGGCCUGUACAUGUAAGAGUGUAUAGAGUAACCUUUCUGCUCUCCCCUCCCCAAAAGAAGGAACCCUGAACAUGUUCAGAAAAUUCAGAGAGACAUUUUGCAUUUGAUUAUUUUGCAGCAGACACAGUUUUGUUCGUCAGCUUUAUGUUGUAAUAAAGUUAUGUAGA